AUGGCGAUUUACUCCUCCGUCCCACCACCCUCUCAAGUCCAAGCCCCAGCGCAAGCCUCAUCCAUCCCCAACCAACCCACGCAACCCAUCGACGUCGCAACAUGGGCAUCCACCUCCCUCCAAAGUCUAUCCAUCUCGCCCUCCGCGCGCGGAACUGGCGUCACUCUCUCUCUCCCAUUGGAGGACGAUCUUGAAGUUAAGGUAAAGAAGGCUGUCAAGGCGGAAGGAGGUGCAAAGAUGCGGAGAGAUAGUAUGAAGAGACGGGAGGCACUGCUUAAGGGAAAAGAGGGGAGUAGGAGGAGACAGAGGUGGGAGAAUGACAACCUCCUCCACAACCCACACAUAACCCCCCCUCUCCCCUCCGACUGGGCCCCCUCAGCAACCCACCGCGUCCGCCACAUCCCCUACUACCUCGCCCCCCUCUGGGACGCCGGCAUCGCCCACCGCGCCUCCGAGCGCGCCGCCCACUCCUCCCCAUCCUCCAUCCACGCCAAACGCAGCGGCAUCAUCGAAGAGAAGGGCCGAGUCCCAGCCGAUCUCAAGAACAAGCUCAAGAAAGCCAAGGGUGCCAAAACCCUCUUGCAGGAACUUGAAGGAGAGGUCAGGGCAUUUGUUAGGGAUUUCGAACGUGCGGAGAGAGUUAGGGAGGCGAAGCUGGCGGGGAAGAUGUCUGGGCUUGGUGGGAAUCAGGAUAAGGAUGAAGAUGCAUUGCUAGAUUCUGAAGAUGAGGAGAUUGUUUUUAUCGGGAGAGAUAAAGACGGGAAAGGCAUCACAAUGAGCGAUGAAGUCAAAGACGUCGUCGAGGAAGAACUCCAGCGCGAGAAAAUCGUUUAUGAGGGCUUAGAGGGUAGUCCUAGCGGGGGGUUUGCGAGGUGGCUUGUUCAUUCUCUGGCGGGAUAUUAUGGCUUGCAGAGUUGGAGUGAGACAAGGGAGGGCGCGCCGAGGAGGAGAGUGGCGUUUGUGGGUGUUAAGGGUGGGAAUGGGAAUGGGAAGAAGGGUGAGAACUUUGGAGUUGAUGAUCUGCCGAGACCGCUUUGGGGGAUGGUUUGA
Messenger RNA from Cadophora gregata, 1050 nucleotides. RefSeq lists its product as uncharacterized. The record is from RefSeq and is a predicted model, not a curated record. The coding region runs from base 1 to 1050 and encodes 349 amino acids. The transcript is spliced from 2 exons. Lineage: Eukaryota; Fungi; Ascomycota; Leotiomycetes; Helotiales; Ploettnerulaceae. Gene Ontology annotation, molecular function: nucleic acid binding.